Molecule: messenger RNA, 487 nt
Organism: Brassica oleracea var. oleracea
Lineage: Eukaryota; Viridiplantae; Streptophyta; Magnoliopsida; Brassicales; Brassicaceae
Exons: 1
Coding region: 25-363 (112 amino acids)
Source: RefSeq, a predicted model, not a curated record
CACAAACCAAAACUAACUUUCAGCAUGAAGAACACCUACAAGUUCCAAAGCCUCUUCUCCUCUCUCAUCUUCCUCCUAUUCCUCUUCACACUCCUACCAAUUUCGAGAACCAACGCACUCAACUCCCGUGGUGGCUGCCGACAUCCGCCGUCGCAAACCAGCUGCAAGACUUGCAUGGCGGAGCAGAUGAACUACGGCUGCCCUAAGUGUGUGCCGGUGCUCCGGUGCAUGGCUCGUUGCCUUUGGGGUGGUGUAUCUCAGAGGACAUGCACCACCACAUGCGGCUGCGACACCGUGGUCAAGCCCUCGCUUCUGGAAUGUAAACGCUGUGUUUCUAGGUGUAAGUGUAGCUGUGCGGAUUAGGAACUUAGCGGCUUAAUGCUCUCUCUUUGAUGUUGCAAUAACAUGUUGAAUAAUGUUGGAUCUUUGUUGCUUAACUUUAUGUUAUAUAAUGUUGAAUGCUUACCUAUAUACUAUAGUUCAUAUA